UUGAACUUUCCCACCAAAGUUUAAGCAUAUUCGAUUUACAAGUGACAUGUUUUAUUCUCGAAGCUAUUACAACCAGUUCGUCGUCGCCGUAUCACAUCAGUCGCUAACUAAGAGUGCCCAGAGGACGCAUCGUGGAGUUCCCAGAACUGCUGAAAGUAAACCCACACGACACGAGAGAUGGCCGCCAUAAUUAAAGCCACCUUCGACAGUUAUCGAUAUAUUUUCCACGACCUCAGAGACACGAGAAGUGACGACUGGUUUAUGAUGAACUCUGUCUGGUUCCCAGCAUCUAUUACGGCGUUAUACCUGUAUUUCGUGUUAUAUUUCGGUCCGAGGAUAAUGAAGAAUCGCCCUCCGAUGCAACUGGACACUGUUAUUAAGCUGUACAACGUUGUACAAAUUAUUCUAUGCACUUUCAUCACAGAAAGGGCCCUGACCCUCGGAUGGUUGCGGAAAUACAGAUGGUUCUGUGAGCCUGUGGACUACUCAAACACACCAGAAGCUUAUGCGAUCCUUAGGGCUUUCUACUAUUACCACCUGGUUAAGAUGCUGGACUUGAUGGACACGGUCUUCAUAAUCCUCCGAAAGAAGGAACGGCAAGUGUCCUUUCUGCAUGUGUACCACCAUGCCGGCGUAUUCUUUGCCUCGUGGAUCAUCAUGAAGUUCUUACCAGGAGGCCACGGUUCGCUACUAGGUACCAUAAACCCCUUCGUCCACGUCGUCAUGUAUUCCUACUACUUCAUCACUAGCACGUGGCCAAAAUACAAGCAGAACCUCUGGUGGAAAAAGUACGUCACGCAGCUGCAAAUGGCCCAGUUCCUGCUGGUCACCCUACACGCGGCUCCUGUGUUGUUCCUCGAGAAUUGCAACUACCCGAAGCCCAUCGCCGGCCUCAUGGUGUUCCAGUAUUCAUUCAUGUUUAUCCUGUUCUUGGAUUUCUACAAGAAGACGUACAGAAAGAAGGCGGUGUAGCAGCUGACUGGCGACUGUCUCUUUGUCGCCUGCGCUGUCCCGCUGAGGAACUCAGGACCCGCGUUUCAACAAGCAAUUAAAGAGGAUGGCCGAUUCGUUUAUGUAACUGUUUUUCAUCAUCUCCUGGGGUCGGUUACGUUGUCAUGGUGACGGCGGACACUAGCUCCUUUCCAUGAAUUACUCGUAUUUGAAACUUCCUAGAACAAAAUCUUCGGCCAUAUAGCAGACAUAACGUACAGUGUCCGAGAACGCCGGGGAUGACCCAAAUUUGUAAUGCGAAUUAUUUUAAAUAUAGGCUAAGUCAACAUAUUGUUGUUGUUGUUUUUUUCUGGUAAACAUUUUCAAAUAUUUCUUACGAAAUCUCGCCGUCACCAUGGUAACACCUCAUUUGUAGAUAUAGGAUUAUUUAUAGUAAAUGUAAAAUUUGAUCGAAAACUCGCCAUGUUGUUAUGAAUUCCCAUUACAAUUAACACAAUAAAGUUUUAUAUUUUGUAAA
Messenger RNA from Zootermopsis nevadensis, 1468 nucleotides. Its product is annotated as very long chain fatty acid elongase 1-like. Gene Ontology annotation, molecular function: fatty acid elongase activity. The record is from RefSeq and is a predicted model, not a curated record. NCBI's taxonomy places the organism in Eukaryota, Metazoa, Arthropoda, Insecta, Blattodea, Termopsidae. Gene Ontology annotation, biological process: fatty acid elongation, polyunsaturated fatty acid; fatty acid elongation, saturated fatty acid; sphingolipid biosynthetic process. Gene Ontology annotation, cellular component: endoplasmic reticulum membrane.